AUGGUUGCAAACUUCAAUAUUCUCGUCAUCACUAGCAUAAUGCUGGUCCACGAUGCCUUGUGCUUGCCGCAGCGCACACAGGCUGACUUUGCGAUUCCGCCAACAGUAACGACCCAGGGAGUGGGCGGACAGCCAAACGUGGGGACGUCAACCACAAGCUCGAAGUCGUCUCUCGUCACCCACCUGACGAAGCGGAGUUCGAGCUCCAGCACCCCUCCCCCCAUUGACAGGACGGAUGCUCACACCGAGACAAUGACAACGAUCACCAGGAGCGAUGGUCGCAUUCAAACGCUCCCAAUUCCAUACCCACUUCCUACAAUCGAGCCUCCGUCGGAAUCCGACACCCCGGAACUGAGCCUGACCAUAACUGAGCCUAGACCAUCUGGUCUGUCCCAAACACAAACCUCGGACUACCCUAUGUUCAGCCCCUCAGACAAUUAA
Messenger RNA from Diaporthe amygdali, 441 nucleotides. RefSeq lists its product as uncharacterized. NCBI's taxonomy places the organism in Eukaryota, Fungi, Ascomycota, Sordariomycetes, Diaporthales, Diaporthaceae. The transcript has 2 exons. The record is from RefSeq and is a predicted model, not a curated record. Bases 1 to 441 code for a protein of 146 amino acids.